AAUGUUAAAGUGACAUAGGCCUAUUUCUAUAUCGGUGUUAUUGCUAACACUGACAUAUGAAAACGGGAGGAGUUUCUGUCUUUAGGGCGCCACGCAACUAGAAGAAGCUAGUAAAUCAGUGGCUUGCCCCUUUGCAUCUGACAGUCAUGGAAGCUGAACGAUACAGGUGAACCACAGUAAGGGAACGAGGGAGACGGGAAUGAGGAGAUUUUUCAGAGCGCAUAGCUACAGCGAUGAAGACAACAGUCAGAUCCAGUACCUGACGGCUAAGUGUAACCGCCUGGCGCAUGAUAACGCAGUGCUGGAGAGGGAAUGCCUGGGGGCCAGGGAGAGAGAGAGGAGCCUGCAGAAUGAGCUGGAGGCUCUGUCCACACAGCUCUGCCAACAGGAGCAGGUCAACAUAGAUUUGAUGUUCAAACACGAUCAACUGCUCGGCAGGGUCCAUCAUGAACAGCAACGGGUGCAUCUUGUGGUGGAGGAGAGCUCCAGAGAUGCUGCACUGCUGGGCCUACAGCUGGAACAGGUCAACUCGGAGCUACUGCACCUGCAAAGGUCUGAGGUGCAGCUGGAAGGCCUGGUGGAAGAGCUGCACACUGAGGACCUGCAGAGAGCUGCAUUGACCGAGGACCUCCAGGUGCAGCUGCACAGUAAGGUAUUGGAGUUGGAAGAGCUUCAGUGCUGCUACGCUGCCAGCACCCAGGAGCUGGAGGAGCUGCGCUGCGCCAACCAGAGGAAGAUGCAGGAACUGCAGCGGGAGAACGAGGGCAGCCUGAAGAAGCUCCAGGAGACGGCCGAGCAGUUUGAGUGGCUGUGUGAACAGCAGCGCUACUGGAUGUGCUGCGUCAAGAGAUUCAAAGACUGCCUGUCAGAGGAGAAGGACUCUCUGGUGCGGCAGGUGAAACGGUUGGAGAAGGAGGUAGCAGAGCUGAGGAAGAGCUCAGAGAGCACCACCCAGAUGCUGUGCUGCCCCCUAGAGGACACAGUCAGCCAGCACUGUGACAGAAUGCCCUCUUGGGAAUCCGGUCAGAUGGCUGACCUGCAAACCCAGGUGGACAAAUGGAGAAAGCUGUAUGAGGACCUCUUCAGCCAGUUCACACCCCACCAACUCUUCUUUCCAUAAUAUGGACUUGGUCUUUUACCAAACAGGGCUAUCUUCUGUAUACCACCCCAACCUUGUCACAACACAACUGAUUGUCUGAAAUGCAUAAAGGAAAUAAAUUGACUUUGAACAAAGCACACGUUUCAUUUGAAAUUAAUUCCAGGUGACUACCACAUGAAGCUAGUUGAGAGAAUGCCAAGAGUGUACAAAGCUGUCAUCAAGGCAAAGGAUGGCUACAUGUUACUACCUGAUUCCAUAUGUGUUAUUUCAUAGUUGUGAUGUCUUCACUAUUAUUCUACAAUGUAGAAAUGAGUCAAAAUAAAGAAAAACCCUUGAAUGUGUAGGUGUGUUUUGACUGGUACUGUAUAUAUUUACCCAAAAAUAUAUAUGUGGGAUUGGAAAUUAAUCAGACAAUUACGCUGAAGGAAUCUACAAUCUAUCUGCAAUAUUAAAGCUGAUCUACACCUUCAA
Molecule: messenger RNA, 1570 nt
Organism: Salmo salar (Atlantic salmon)
Lineage: Eukaryota; Metazoa; Chordata; Actinopteri; Salmoniformes; Salmonidae
Cellular component (GO): membrane
Molecular function (GO): hyaluronic acid binding
Source: RefSeq, a predicted model, not a curated record